AUGAAGGGAAUAUCUUGCCGAGGCAAUCAUAUUUGUUUUGGCAGAUAUGCUCUUCAGGCACUUGAACCUGCUUGGAUCACAGCUAGACAAAUAGAAGCAGGGCGAAGAGCAAUGACACGAUAUGCACGUCGUGGUGGAAAGAUAUGGGUACGUAUCUUUCCCGACAAACCUGUUACUGUAAGACCUACAGAAACACCGGAUAACAGUGGAGCUCAAGAAUUGAUGUGUAUUCGAAUCAUAGGAACCGGUAAUCACCGAUAUGCUCAUAUUGGCGAUGUUAUUGUUGCUGUAAUCAAAGAAGCAGUGCCCAACAUGCCUCUAGAAAGAUCAGAAAUAAUUAGAGCUGUGAUUGUACGCACGUGUAAAGAACUCAAACGUGACAACGGCAUGAUAAUACGAUAUGAUGACAAUGCAGCGGUUAUCAUUGAUCAAGAGGGAAAUCCAAAAGGAACUCGAAUUUUUGGUGCGAUUGCUCGGGAAUUGCGACAGUUGAAUUUUACUAAAAUAGUUUCAUUAGCGCCCGAAGUCUUAUAG
Molecule: messenger RNA, 534 nt
Organism: Dendrobium catenatum
Lineage: Eukaryota; Viridiplantae; Streptophyta; Magnoliopsida; Asparagales; Orchidaceae
Product: 50S ribosomal protein L14, chloroplastic
Exons: 2
Coding region: 1-534 (177 amino acids)
Biological process (GO): translation
Cellular component (GO): cytosolic large ribosomal subunit; ribosome
Molecular function (GO): large ribosomal subunit rRNA binding; structural constituent of ribosome
Source: RefSeq, a predicted model, not a curated record